AAACACUGACCGCGCUAUUGAGUCGCUUCCGUAAACACAAGGUGAGUGCAGAAGAGAGUGAGGUGUCUACGCAUGUGCAGAGACAUCUUUAAUUGCCAGGGCAAUACGGUGCCGCAACAUAGCCACAGACCGGGACACCAGAAGAAAAAUUGAUCUACGCUCCCGGAUUACCGGCGGGCCCGGCACGGAUCGUUGCAAUUAACGUUAGAUCACUGCAGUCAUGUCGGUGGCGAAUGACUUCGGGAACCCGUUGCGGAAAUUCAAACUUGUGUUUUUGGGAGAGCAAAGCGUUGGAAAAACCUCUCUCAUCACAAGAUUCAUGUAUGACAGUUUUGACAACACCUACCAGGCUACCAUUGGGAUCGACUUCCUGUCAAAGACCAUGUACUUGGAGGACAGAACAGUGCGUCUGCAGCUGUGGGACACUGCAGGCCAGGAGCGCUUUCGCAGCCUCAUCCCCAGCUACAUACGAGACUCCACCGUCGCCGUGGUCGUCUAUGACAUCACCAAUGUCACCUCGUUCCAGCUGACCUCUAAAUGGAUUGAAGAAGUGCGGUCAGAGAGAGGAAGUGAUGUCAUCAUCAUGUUAGUGGGCAACAAGACAGAUCUGGAGGAGAAAAGGCAGAUCAGUACUGAGGAGGGAGAGAGAAAGGCACGUGAGCUGAGUGUGAUGUUCAUCGAGACCAGUGCCAAGAAUGGCUGCAACGUCAAACAGUCUAUAGACAAUUCACCUGCUGGACUUAGGAUGAGGGAAAAAACACUGUUUCGCCGUGUUGCAGCUGCUUUACCAGGCAUGGAAAGUUUGGAUGAACCCAACAAAGAUGGUAUGAUUGACAUCAAACUGGACAAACAGCCUGAAGACUCCACCCCCAAGUCUCGCUGCUCCUGUUAACACUGCGUGAUUGGACAGCCUUAUUUAUGACAUGCUUGUUGUAUUGCUUUCUAUUGGUCAGAGUCAAGCUGGACCCUCUCUGAUUGGAUGUUGGCCUGUUUGCCUGAAUAAGACUGAGGGGAAUGUGUGUGGCGGGGAGGGUGGUCCUUGUGGCUACAGGGGGAGGGGCAAGAACUUUUGGUGCCUGUGGGGGAGGGGUGUGUGGGUGGGCCUUUGGACUAACUGGGCGGGGCUUGUGGAUGGAAUGGAGUGUGGACUAAAGGUAGACAUGAACAGGCAGGGGUUGAUCCUCUGGGCCAUCCACCAUUCCCCCCAACACACACACACACACACACAUACACAUUAACACGCACACGCACGCACACACACAUACACACAAACACAUGCAGACACAUACACAAACACAUGCAGACACACACUAAGAAGGCUGACUAGUGAAAAUCUGCAGAUGGACAAAUCCAGACAGUAUAUGUAGUAUACUACUGGACUCUCUCAUACAGUACAUGAACACACACACACACACACACACACACACACUGACAUAAACACACAUCAAUGCAAGACUCACAGUCAGGCAACACCUGCAGGCCACUUUAUGUAUGACAGACCAAUUCAUCUUCCCUUGUAUUUAAAUGUAAAAAACAAAACAGACUAUGUGUAUCAGAAUUUGUUUGUUGUGAGUUGGGAAGACCUGUUUUAAAUAACCUGCAGCUGGUGUUGCUCUCAAAAAAAGGACACUGAAUGAAGUGUUACUGUAGAAUAUAUUAGCACACUGGUGGUAAAACUGUUUUACAUCUGUGUAACACUAGCUAAUUGUUAAUUUAACUCCUAAUUCUGAAUGACUGGGAGGAUGGAGCGGCAUCUGAGCCUUUUAUGCUGCCAUCAAACCACAAAUAUACCUGAAACCUGAUUGGCCCAGAGACUGCAUGACAUCCGCCAAUCAAUCACUCACCGAACAUUUCUCUCUGGAUCUCACCCGUGUUUGCCAGGUGAUGUAAGAUGAUAUGAACUCAGUGAAAUUGUCUCCUGUGAUCCAGAACAUUAAAUAAAAGAUUUAUUUGAAAAUGAGA
Messenger RNA from Alosa alosa (allis shad), 1962 nucleotides. RefSeq names its product ras-related protein Rab-6B-like. NCBI's taxonomy places the organism in Eukaryota, Metazoa, Chordata, Actinopteri, Clupeiformes, Clupeidae. Gene Ontology annotation, molecular function: GTP binding; GTPase activity. The transcript has 9 exons. Bases 221 to 892 code for a protein of 223 amino acids. The record is from RefSeq and is a predicted model, not a curated record.